Molecule: messenger RNA, 7089 nt
Organism: Camarhynchus parvulus
Lineage: Eukaryota; Metazoa; Chordata; Aves; Passeriformes; Thraupidae
Gene: WNT11
Product: Wnt family member 11
Exons: 7
Coding region: 736-1845 (369 amino acids)
Biological process (GO): canonical Wnt signaling pathway; multicellular organism development; neuron differentiation
Cellular component (GO): extracellular region
Molecular function (GO): frizzled binding; cytokine activity
Source: RefSeq, a predicted model, not a curated record
AGAGGGCAUGCAUCCCGGAGGAUGCAGGGGAGUAGGAAGACGCUGGGGGGUUCGGGGGAGAGAGGAUUUUUAGAGGCUGCAAAGCAGACCGAGGAGAUGCCAGAGAGAGAGGCGGUUUGGAGACUGCAGGGGACAAGGGAGACCCGGAGGAUUGCAAGGAAAAGGGAGACCCGGGAGGAUGCAUGGGGCAGGGAGAACCGGGGGAAUGCGAGAGAGAGGGGAGGCUUGCACACUGCAAGGGAGAGGGGAUACCCGAGGGAAAACAAAGAAGGAGGAGACUCGGAGGCUGAGUUAAGAGACUUGACUCCCGGCAAGGGGAAGUGUGAGUGCAGGAGCGAGGGGAGGACCCAGGGGAGAGGGAGACCCAGAGCGUGGAGACACCCGUGCCCGAUGAGCUGCAUGGGAGAGGAGACGCCGGAGAGUUGGAAGGGACACUGGAGACCCAGGGGCUGCUGGCAGAGGGGAGACGUGGAGCUGCAAACGUGCAGGGCAACGCAAGGAGCUCCAGAGGAGAGAGGAGUCCGGGAGGCUGCGGGGUAGUGGGGACACCCAGGGGCUGCGGAGGAGGAGGAAGAUCCAGAAGGCAACCAAGGAGUGGUUUUUCAUCUCCAAGAACGAGCAUUCCCCAAACUGAAGGAAAAUACACUGCACAAAAUAUUAAGAAAACUCCUUUUUUAAAAACAAACUUCUUUGGAGAAGCUGAUUUCCUUUGGCUAGCAGGAGAAAGUGGAGAAAAUGAAGCCAAGUCUGCGAUUUUUCUUAGCUGGUUUUCUGCUGUUGAUUCUGCAGACAGGGCUUUGCUAUGGGAUAAAAUGGAUAGCUCUGUCCAAGACUUCUUUGGCUUUGGCCCUGAAUCAAACCCAGCACUGCAAGCAGCUUGAAGGCCUGGUGGUUUCUCAGGUGCAGCUGUGCCGCAGCAACCUGGAGCUGAUGCAGACCAUUAUUCAGGCAGCGCGGGAAGUGAUAAAGACCUGCCGGAAAACCUUUUCAGACAUGAGGUGGAACUGCUCUUCAAUAGAGCUGGCUCCUAACUACCUGCUGGACUUAGACAGAGGCACAAGGGAGUCAGCAUUUGUAUAUGCCCUCUCUGCUGCUGCCAUCAGCCACACCAUUGCCAGAGCCUGCACCACCGGGGACCUCCCUGGCUGUUCCUGUGGUCCCAUCCCAGGUGAGACACCUGGACCUGGGUAUCGAUGGGGAGGAUGUGCAGACAACCUCAACUAUGGUCUUAUCAUGGGGUCCAAAUUUUCAGAUGCUCCCAUGAAGAUGAAAAAAUCAGGAUCACAAGCCAAUAAACUGAUGCAUCUGCACAACAGUGAAGUAGGGAGACAGGUCUUGAAAGCCUCUCUUGAAAUGAAAUGUAAGUGCCAUGGAGUUUCUGGGUCAUGCUCUAUCAAGACCUGUUGGAAAGGCCUUCAAGAACUGCGAGACAUUGCAUUGGACCUCAAAACCAAAUAUUUAUCUGCCACCAAGGUUGUUCACCGGCCCAUGGGCACACGCAAAUACCUUGUGCCAAAGGAUAUUGAUAUCAGGCCAGUCAAAGAGACAGAGCUGAUUUACCUGCAGAGCUCACCUGACUUCUGCAUGAAGAAUGAAAAAGUGGGGUCACAUGGGACCCAGGACAGGAGUGGAUGGAGGGAAAGAGAGAAUCCCAGGUCCCAGUACAGCAGACAAUGCAACAAGACUUCCAAUGGGAGUGACAGCUGCGACUUGAUGUGCUGUGGCAGAGGCUACAACCCCUACAUGGACAAGGUGGUGGAGCGUUGCCACUGCAAAUAUCACUGGUGCUGCUACGUGACCUGUAAAAAGUGUGAGAGGACUGUCGAGAGAUAUGUCUGCAAAUGAAAACUCUCCUCUGCACACCUGGGAGCUCAGACAGCAGCAGCACCCCAGCACCAUUCAGAGAAAACAUCUCCUUGACUAGACAUGGUUUAUCUUGUAAAGACACAGACUUGAGGAGAGAUGGUAGGAGGAAAAGCAACAAUCACACCAGUAAAAAUAAGAACGUAAAAAAAAACCUCCCAAAAAGCAACAGACCCACAAAUGUUUCUCCUCACCAAUAAAAUGCUCUCUGAGAAGACAAAACUUCAUUUGGGAUGGUAUCUUCUUCCAAAAUAUUUCCUAUGGUUGCCAAUGAUGUCCAGCCAUCAAGUGCCUUAGUAUUCUGAGAAAUAAAUAUGGAAACUUUCCGUGGGGGAAAGAAAAGCACCAUUUGUUUGACAGUAACUAAGGCUCACACCUGCCUGUGCCUCCUAGCACAGGUACUGAGUUUUCAUUGGGACCAUCCCACAAGGGAAAAUGCUACAACUUUUCAGCAAUAACUGCCUUUGUUGCCAAAGACUUAAUUUUCAGCAAGGAAUCAUCCAUUCUGAGUGAUAAAAAAGUGGAAAGAUUUCAGGUCAAUCUUCUGAAAUGAACAACUAAUUUUAAUCUUUCUUUUACACAGGUCUGCGACUUUGAGCUGAUUGCUGAAGGAAAAUAUAUCCCUGAUUUGUCCAGGCUGGACAAAAUUCAGCCAUGAAAAAAAAUCCCCUGGAAUUCUGGAGGCAGUGAAAGUAGGGUAGGCUGAGAAGGACUUUAUGGGGUCCACAAGACUGCAGUGGAGCCUUUAGGAUAAAAGAACAAAACAAAAUCCAAGUCCAGUGGGAAAGUAAAGAAAAACAGCAAGCUCCUGCUCUCUAUCUCUUUGCCCUUAGGGUGUGAUACCCUUGUCACUGACAUUCUUCCACAUUGAUCCAUCAAAUCCUUGGGGAAAUAUGCCACUGGCUUCUUCCCCCACAAAACUAUUGGUCCAACCUCAGGAAACUGCAGAGAGUGGAGCAGUCCCGGCUGUAGGGAGCACAUCCAUGGAAGUCAGCAGCUAUUGGAAGUCAGCAGAUAUUCACAGCAGGAAGGAAUGGGAACAUGUCAGUCCUUCACGUGGCUCUGCCCUGACACAGCAGAGCACCACUAUCUGUGGCUGUACAUAUUUUCUUUUGUAUGCAGAUAUACAGAAAUAUUUAUAUCUUGUGCUUUCACCUACUUUACUUCCUACAUAAAUAUAUCCUCAUAUUAUAAACAAGCAUUAACAAUAGUAUGAAAUAAAUGCUGGAUUUACUGGUGCAACAGCAAAAUGUCAGAUUAUUGUUUCACACUUCUACUAGGAAAAAAAUUCUGAUUUUCCUUCCAAGGAUGGGAAAACAACAUGGUUUGAGGCACUCACUGGUGUAGGGAUAGAUAAGUUUCUUUAUUCCCUGCCUCUCCAGCCUCUCAAUGUUGAACAGAAUUAGCCAAGAUACAGUCAAGAAAAUGGAACAGAACACUUGGAGAAAGGAAGAGUCACCAUUGCUGUUUUGUCUAUUUUUAUCAGCAGUCACUCUCAUUGGUAAAAUUUCCUAGUGCCCCUGAGGAGCUUAAUAACAAACAUGGCUCAUAUCUCUCAUGUCAUGGGUGGUUGGCUUCUGGCUCCUGCACAUGGAGAGGAGCUGCUGUGCAGGGGAGUUUAACACAGCCUAGGCUCCCUUGUUUGCUUUUUUGUUUGUUAUUGUUUGUGGUUUUGUUUGGUUUUGUUUGUUUGGGGUUUUGGUUUUUGUUUGUAUUUUUGUUGUUGUUUGUUUGUUUACUUGGGGUUUUGGGGGGGAUUUUUUGUUUUGGUUUAUUUUAGUGGUCAUCCAGCCCUGUGUACUGAUUAUGAGAAGUGAUGUUGGAGAAGGAUGCUGCUCCAGGAACAGAAGGCAGCAGAGCUUCUGAUGUCUUUCAGAUCAUUCUUAAGCACCCCAACCCCAUGCAAAAUGCUGUAAGCAGCCAAAAAAUCACUUCUACACAGAUGUAGAGGGACUCUGUCACUUUCCUAGGGGGAAAUAUGUCAGUAACACCACAACCUUUCUCCAAACCUUUUUUCCCCACUUAGUCAAUCCCUAGGGGGCAACUACCUCUGACAUGUCUGUGAGCAGCCCUGGGGAAUUGGAAGAGAGAAGCAUCAUGUGCUAUAAGAGCAAAAUUAGAGGUAUUUUGUUCUCUUUAGCUGUUUUGCUUUGCUGUAAUGGGUUUGGUCUUGUUGCCUCCUUCUAUCCCUCAGUUAUGAGCAGGCAAAAAAGGAGCUUUCAUAGCUUGACAGUGGUUUGUGUUAUUGUCACCUCAUAAAAGCUGAUGGACUAAAACAUGUCUGCAGUGCAGUGAUGAGUGGUGGGUGUCUUUAGGCUGACAUGCAGACAGGCUGGUGGCACAAAUCCCACUGCUCUCCAAUGCCAAAAUUUGGCUUCAAUUGAUAUGUAAAGAAACCAUCUACUCUCAUUCUUUUAAGGAAUUUUAUUUUUAUUUCCAGUUUCUGAUGAUGUCAACAAGGCACAGAUGUUCUGACUGAAGAAAAAUUUGGGCAUUUCAAUGCCAUUCUGUAAUGACUCUUUUUCUUGUUCCCUUGCUGAUGUCAUGAGUCUUUCUGCUUGAUGAAAAACUAGUAAAAAGGAAGAAAUGGCCUAUACAUACACUGUUUUCAGCUGCAUUUCACUCCUCCCAUGUCAGACCUGUGAUCCUUGACUGGCUUUUUCAUGUCAGAGGAAAUCAUCACUUGUAAUUAAAAGGAGUAAACCAAUUAGGCAUCUGCAGGUCUAUCAGGUAGGAGAUGAACUCACAGCAGAACUUUAAGCCAUGGUGGUAACUCACACUUUGUUAUCUCAUGCCACAGAUGUCCGUUACUGAAGAUGUUGACCUGAAAUGGUUGAAUUGUUUGGAGUUUUGCAGUCUGGGGCAGCCACGUUCAAAACCUCUGCUGUCUUCUCCAGAUAAUCCUUUAUGGGCUUCACCUGAACUUUCCUUCUUUGACAAAAGAGUCUGUGUGGCCCCAUCCCAUGUCUUAGGCUGUUAGUCUAAGAAUUAACAAUUUUACACUGCUUUUGCCAUAACUUCUAAAUUUCAGGGCCCUAUUUUUCUCUGGAGCAGCUGCACACUGCAUUAGGAGUGUGCCCAGGGGGAUGUACCUUCCUAAGGUGAGAAUCACACACAGGGCAAGGUCUGAUAAAUUGCAGCCUCCCUUGUUACACUGGCCUGCUUCAUCCAGCCAUCUCAGCAGUUUGAUGGCUUUAAGAUGAAAUAAGGUAGGUUUAGACUGGAUGUUAGAAAGAAAUUCCUCCCUGUGAGGGUGGUGAGGCUCUACCACAGGUUGGCCCGAGAAGCUGUGGCUGCCCCAUCCCUGGAAGUGUCCAAGGUCAGGUUGGACAGGGCUUGGAGCAACCUGGUCUAGAGGAAAGUGUCCCUGCCCAUGGCAGGGGGUGAAACUUCUAAGGUCUACCACUUCUAAGGUCUUAUGAGCUUCUAAGGUCCCUUCCACCCCAAACCAUUCUGUGAUUCUAUGAUGUCCCUCUGGAUGCUCUGGUAUUUUCAAUUUUUUUCAGAAAAUGUCUUUCUAUGAGCAGUAGACAGUACUUCUGCUUUCCUUUCCUUUUAAUAAUGACUAGGAAUAAAGAGAGUACCUAUAAUACAGGGCCAUACUGCUGGAACUCAUACUACAAUGUUCUUCUUGCAACCUGUCUGAUGCUUCACUCCUUGCAUCAGCAGCAAAGCACAGAGAGGCCAGAAAAGUGUCACAUCUCUCAAUUUCAAUUAUCAAUACAACAGGGAACCAAAACAGAAUGGCCAAGUAAUUUUUUGCAGUCUAGAGGAAGGUGUCCUUGCCCAUGGCAGGGGGUUCGAACUGGAUGAUCUUGAAGGUCCAUUCCAACUCAAAUCAUUCCAUGAUGCUAAAAUUUUUCGUGCACAUGCUGUGUGAAAGAUAUUUGGGAGAACAUUUGUCACAAACCAGCUUUGUAAGGAAAAUACAUCCCUCCUUCUCUUUCUCAGGCCUUCAGCAAGCAGUUUUCAAGGCUUUGCUCAGAAACACUGAGAUCUUUCAGCAACUGUAGAAAAAACAGCUUUAAUUACUGUGAAUGUCUGUGUCAGGUGUUGCUGUAGUUCCCUUCUUAUAACAUGUCUUACCACAUCCCAGCAGCUGAUAUAAUUUGACCCAGCUCCAUGUCAUACUACACAGUACUGUUGGUUUACACUAGCUGGCAAAAUACAUCUGAUUUAUUCCCACAAACACUAUUAUUUCACAGCUUUACAAUAUUACCCCUGAUGGAAACAGCCAAGCUAUCCUGAAGAGUAUUAUGCUAUUUUAUUAAUUUGGAAAAAAAAUCUAUGAUUUAAGAAAACAGGUUGGACUUAAUGCUAUUUUCAGAUCUGAGUUUUUAGACCCUGCAUACAUCUGGUUAAUUUGUAUUUUUUUUAUUAAUCCCCCCAUCUUUACCCCUUCCAGUUUUAUAUAAUUUAGGUUUCUCCAUAAGGUAGGCAAAUGCGAUUCAUCAUAAAAAACUCCCAUCUGAUUGUGUAUUUUAUUCUACAAAAAUAGAAAGUAUCCUAAUUAUACUAAAGCAGGCAGCCCACAAUAUUUCACUUGCAGCUGGAAAAGCCCUUGGUGAGGGGAAGGGGAGUGAGGGAAGAAGAAAACAAUCUGAAUACAAUUGGAAGUGUCUCUGUCAGGAAAGUGAUAAAAGAGUCCCUGAGGGACCAUCCCUAUUCCUGCUAGAAAACAGAUCCCUGUAGACAGCCAUUAUCAUCCUCCAAGUGAGACAGACUUGUGCUGCCCAGCUCUGGGCUACCUGUUUGGGGAAAGUGCUGGGAGGAGGCUCUGCAGGUACUUGGGAAUAUGGGGAACAAGAGGCCUGGAAUUGGAAUUGAUUGUUGUUAGACCUUCACCCUGUGACAAAGGAAUUGGCUUUCCCUGCAUCGGACAGGGGGUUGUGAAACACCAUUGUUUUAUUCCCAGGAGCAGAUUGGAGCUAUAACAGGCAUGACUUUCUCCCCUGCAAGAGAGAUGGAGCAGAAAACAAAAUUUGGGAGAGGGGGAGAAAGAACAGGAAACUUAAAAUCCACCUGAGAUUAAUGACUUUAACAUGCACAACAUAUUUUGUUUUGUUUUACUCUCAGGAACAUUUUCAUCAGUCAGACAGAGUUUGAUUAAAUAUCUCGGCAGAGCUUUGGUUUAUUCAUCUAAAGAAAAAAUUAUCCUCUCUUCAUGGAAGCAGCAUUAACUGUGUUUUCUAAUUGUGAGAGCAACAAUAAUAAUAAAAAUAGUAA